AUGGGCCCCGCCACUCCCUCCCUCAUCAGUGUGGCUCUUUGGGUUCUGUGCAUCUCUUUGGUUGGAUAUGCGCUAUCCACUCUUCGACGGCGUUCUCGGUCUUGUCUUCUUCCGUUCCCGCCUGGUCCCAAAGGGCUCCCUUUGGUCGGGAAUGUCCUCGACUUCCCGACGCGCCAGACAUGGCACGAUCACCUUGGAGUGCGCUGUUGCACAGGAGAUGUAUUGCAUUUUAGGGUCCUAGGAGAGUCCAUAAUCGUGCUCAACAGCGCAGCCGCGGUCACAGAGCUCUUGGAAAAGAACUCCGCGAACACUGCAGAUCGAGCGCGCAGCGUCGACCUGAUGGUGGAGCUCACAGGAAACACUCACAAUUUCGGCUUCAUGCCAUACGGACAGCGAUGGCGAGACCACCGUCGAGUGUUCUGGCAGUACUUUCACCGGGACUCAGUCCGGGCUCAUCAUUCAACCCAACGCGCCGUCACUCACCUCCUCUUGGACAAGCUCCUCACCUCGCCGUCAGAGUUCAAAACCCACACUCGAAAGGCGUUCACAGCUUCUGUCCUUCACUUCGUGUACGGCAUCGAUUAUGCUUCUGAUGACGCAGGGGACAAGUACGCGGCGGCGAUGGAGACCGCACUUGUCUCCGUCGUUGAGGGAAUGAUUCCUGGCAGGUUCAUGGUCCAGUAUCUCCCUUUUCUGCGCUAUGCACCGUCGUGGCUUCCCGGGAUGGGUUGGCAAGAGCUUCUCGCUCAAUGGCGUGCGGACAACUACCAAGCGCUGACGAUGCCGUACGAGUACUCACGCGCCAAUAUGGAUCGCCAAACGGACGUGAAAGAGUCGAUGCUUGGACGGCACAUCGCCUCUCGCUCGCGCAAUGGCGAGAUGCCCGCUCGAGACGAGGAGAUCCUCAAGGGAACCAGUGCCAUCGCGUUUGAAGCGGGCAUGGAUACUGUGAGUACGACACACGUUUUCACGUUGCAAGGGGGCUUCUUGCACUUUCCCUCUCCGGAAGUCGUCAAGAAAGCCCAGGAAGAACUUGACACGGUGGUUGGACCCCAUCGCCUCCCGGAGUUCGACGACGAACCCUCACUUCUGUACCUCCGUGCGGUCAUCAUGGAGCUCCUGCGUUGGCACAACGUCCUAUCGAUUGGCGUCGCGCAUGCCACAACGAACGACGACGUAUGGAGAGGCUGGUUCAUCCCCGCAGGACGAUCAUUCAGCCUAACGGCAUGUAUGCACGAUCCCCAACUGUUUCCUGACCCGCACGAAUUCCGUCCAGAACGGUUCAUCAAAGACGGUGUCAUAGACACGACCGUCCUCGACCCCACGACAUUCGUAUUCGGUUACGGGAGGAGGAUCUGCGCCGGACGUCACUUCGCACGCGCCGGUCUCUUCAUCACCAUUGCGUCCAUUCUGCAUGUCUUCGACGUUUCUGCUCCGCUAGACGAGCAGGGAAAACCAAUUAAGAUCGAACCACGAUUCACCGACGGCUUGUUCUCGUAUCCUGAAGAUUGCAGAUGCACGAUCACUCCUCGAUCCUCUGCCCAUGCGGCGCUCAUACGAACGAACGCCGCGGCUGUACGGGCUGCGAGGGGAAUCUGA
Messenger RNA from Epithele typhae, 1599 nucleotides. Its product is annotated as cytochrome P450. The coding region runs from base 1 to 1599 and encodes 532 amino acids. Lineage: Eukaryota; Fungi; Basidiomycota; Agaricomycetes; Polyporales; Epitheliaceae. Gene Ontology annotation, molecular function: heme binding; oxidoreductase activity, acting on paired donors, with incorporation or reduction of molecular oxygen; iron ion binding. The record is from RefSeq and is a predicted model, not a curated record. The transcript is spliced from 10 exons.